UCAACUAACCGCGACUCUCUUCAGACGGAUGAAGAUGUCAUGAAGCAUGCCUCCGAAACGUCGAGGUACAGCAGCCUCGUCUGCAGGGCCGAAGGACAAGAAACCGCGGCUUUCGAAGCUCGCGAAAGAGAAUAAUAUUACUAGUGAAGAAGAAGCAGAGAUCAGAGAAGCCUUCCAUCUAUUCGCAGUGACCGAUAAUGAAGAGUAUGCUUCGGAGAAAGAGGGCGUUAUUGCGACCCGAGAUGUGCGUCGGGCGUUGAUAGCUUUGGGCCUUGCGCCAACUGACAACGCCGAGUUGAAGUCUGUUAUCUCUGCUGUAGAUCCGGCGGGUGAAGGGUUCGUCAUAUACGAGCAUUUUCUAUCCGUGGCGGCGCUGAAACUACAUAAUCGGAGCGAAGACUCGAUAUCUGCGGAGGUUGAGCAUGCGUAUAGCUUGUUCACACAUGGGACAGAGGGGCCUAUACUUAUGUCUCAUCUAAGGGCUGUUGCAAAGAGUUUGAAGGAGGACGUGAGUGAGGAGUUGAUGAAGGACAUGAUUCGAGAAGCCAACGGAGGGGAUGGGAUACAGUCGGGUGUCACGAUCGAGCAGUUCAAGGAUGUCAUGAAGAGGGCUGGCGUGUUUUGAGCUAUACCUGGGCAAUACCUGGUUAAGAAGAGACAAGGCACUUACAUAUAAAAAAAAAAAAAAAAAAGGGAUCAGUACCCAUGAAGAGAUAACGUUUACUUGAAGUGUCACUUUGGUUUCACAUCGUGUGGACGGCAAGCUGUCUUUGAUUCGUAACUAGAAAUCAAACAUCGUCUUCCAGGAACAUUAUAUACUGCUUUUGAACGAAUAGAAACUGCCGGCCGAACAGCUCGGUCUUAGCUGUUACUACUUGCCUGGUCAUGCAGAACAGCACAUAUUAUACAAGCAAAACACCAUGCCAGAAAGUGCACCAGGAGAACAAGAAAUAGCAAAUAAGGAGUGAACCAACGCCGGUAUCAUGAUGAUCCUGAGUAUCAUUAGAUAGAAGAGAGAGUGCAUUCAGGGACAUAUACCAGAAAAGUCGGCAUAUUUCUUCGAGUCUCAUUUCUACUAUAGGGCUUUUAUCAGCUGUGGUACCGAGGAGGCACCUGGAUUCUCAUGCGAGACAAUAUUUGGCCCGUUCGAUGUUUUCAUAGGCGCGGCCAGUUUCUGUGACCUGUUGUCGAUGACCGGCUCCUCAUUAGUGCCAAUCGAAGACUGGCUGCUGUUUUCAGAAAGUUUCGAAGUGUGUGAUGAUAUGGAAUCGGUGUUGGUUCUCCUAGACCAGUCAGUCUCGUCUGCCCGAGACUCUGCAGUACUUCCGGGCCUGCGUGGCAACUCUCCAAGUGGUAUGCCAUUUUCAGCCACCUGCGAUUCACUAAUGGACUUGGUAUUUCUGCUGGAAAUUGCUUGAGAGAUACCCCUGCUAAUUUCAGGCGAUGACCCUACCAAUUCAUAGCAGAGCAUGAAAACACCCCCUUGGGCGAGAACACUGCUCUCGCUAACCAAGGUGACAUCCUCAUCACUCAACCUGAACCAGUGUUCCUUCUUUUUCUUGAUCCCAUCAGCCUCAAUGACGGGCUGGGGAACUUCAAUAGGGAACAACUCCACAGGAUAUUUUCGGUAACAAAUGUAGUGGCCGUUCUCGUGACGUCCGUGAUGCGUGAUUACAGCUCGUAGCUCAUAUCUUCUAUCGAAACUGUUGACUUCGCUUUCAGGCCGAGGGAGCAUCGAUUCAGAGGGAUUUAUGCCCCAAAUUUCGACGACCUCUUCCUUGGAGUCGCCGUUUGUUGGCAUGGCACCCAAACACCAUUCAUCUAAAUUCAGAUAGUUUGGAAACCUCACAUCUGCAUAGUUCUUCCUUAGUGUACCCGUCAUUUCGUCAAAGACACUGCGGUUGACAUGUAUAAUUAGAGAUUUCGGUGGCCUUGCAAUUACUGCCUGCUUCGACUUCGUUGAGGCGACAUGAUUGCGCGAAGAGAUGUGGCAUUUUUCCUUCAGUGUGUUUUCGCUAAAAUCGUCAUUCUGAAGCGAUUCAAGAACUGCAUUUAACCUCGAUUCGGCAUUUCUUCUCAAUGCUACAUUAAGUUUUCCGGAGUCUGUUUCCUCCUGUGAUUCUUCCACUGGGUCAAUUUUGCCUAGCAGCUGUUCGAGCUGCGCCUGUGUCCGUUGCAAGGUACAUUUGGCGCAUUCCACACCCUCGAUGGUUUCUAAGCUAGUAUAAUCGUCAAGGCAUUCCCUGAUAUCGUAUUCCCAAUUUUUGCCCAGAGAAACCGUCAGGCAGUUAAAUGGAAUAAGCGAGAGGCCAUCAGUCCAGCCGCAUUCCAUACACCCCACUCUCUGAGCCAGAAGCCCCUCCAUCGGGCUACAAUAAGGUACGCAGCUCCGAUCAGUAUCUGGCUCAUCACCAUCUUCGGUCAAAGGAGGACUUGGUAGGGUAACUUCGGCGCGAUGACCAUCUUGCCGAACUGUCUUGAGGCCAAUAUCACUGGUAAUCCCCUUUGAUGCUCCACGAAUCUCUUUAUCCACUUGGUCUGCGAUGAUGGAAAAAUAUUCCUGGGCGUCCUGUUGCUGCCAGCUGCACAUAGACUUGAGUUCUGCAGGCAACCACAACUUCUGGCCAGCGUUUUCGGGAUCAUUAAGCUUGUCGAUGAUCACUCUCAGAGCAAUAUGUGUUGAAAGGGGGUGGCGGUGCCCCAGGUUUUGGAUGUUCAAUCCCAGGUAUUCUCGCAAAGAACGAAGGGAAGCAAGGCCUUGAAUUAUGGAAUUCUGGUAGCAGGAGUUAUCCCAGUUCCCGAGCCCCGCGGGAUAGACAUCGUUGGACCCCAAUAGCACACUGCUGAGGCUGGUGUACGCUCUUGACCGUGGAAGCAACGGGAUAAUGGAAGUUGUGGUGUGACCGAGGAUUCUCUGCAUUGCCUGACCCUUUUCAUACAAAUUUCGGUAACCUGUAUAAGUCUCGUCCGAAGCCGAACUUUUCUGUGUUUUGUCCUUAUC
Molecule: messenger RNA, 3001 nt
Organism: Trichophyton rubrum CBS 118892
Lineage: Eukaryota; Fungi; Ascomycota; Eurotiomycetes; Onygenales; Arthrodermataceae
Exons: 3
Coding region: 47-625 (192 amino acids)
Molecular function (GO): calcium ion binding
Source: RefSeq, a predicted model, not a curated record